This is a messenger RNA of Portunus trituberculatus (swimming crab), 2487 nucleotides long. RefSeq names its product N-acetylglucosamine-1-phosphotransferase subunit gamma-like. The coding region runs from base 382 to 1215 and encodes 277 amino acids. The transcript is spliced from 8 exons. The record is from RefSeq and is a predicted model, not a curated record. Gene Ontology annotation, cellular component: Golgi apparatus. NCBI's taxonomy places the organism in Eukaryota, Metazoa, Arthropoda, Malacostraca, Decapoda, Portunidae.
AUAAUAAGAAGAAAGAUAGGCCUGUUCCGCCUUCCUCAAUCUAAGCUCUUUGGUGCUCUCAGGUGCUCGACCUUUGUAAAACCCUGACAGUUGUGGCAAGCUACAAACACGACGUUCCGAAAUCCGAUUAUUCCGAAUGUGUUUACAAACAAGAGAGGGCCGGAGAGCCGGAGAGGUACACUACUACACUUCUGGAUUGAGGACGAAUUUGUUGACAGGAAUAACACGCUCAGUAAUAUUCUGUACAUUACAAGUCAAUAUUGGGUUAUUACUGCUGUGGCUCAACCCAGCAGCCGCAGAUAUGAAAGUCCUGUACGCUAGAUAGAUUGUGUCCUCACCCAGACCCACACACCGCUACGCUCUCCUGCUCCUGGUUGAAGAAUGAUUGUGGCAACAGUACUAUGUUUAAUUAUCGGAUUCACGGGGGCUGGCAGUGAAAUGGUGGCCCUUCGCGUGAUAAGUGAACUUCCUAGUGCAGGAUAUAUGUAUGGCAAUCUGCAGAAAACAGAUACAAAACCUGAGGAAAAGCUUCAUUUAAGAAUGAAGCCAGCAAAAUUCAGUGGACCUGAACAUCUUCAGGAGCUAUUUGGAAAGUGCUUUAAAUACAGGGAUCAAAAGUAUGAAUAUGUGUUAUGUCCAUUCCACAAUAUUACCCAAGAAGACAUUCAAGCUUAUUAUGAACCAUAUAAAGGUGUUCUUGGAGUAUGGAGUGACUGGACAAUUGAUAACAACAAAUUUGUGGCAAUGAAUAUGAUUGAAGGAAGUAGAUGUGGUGAAGGCACACACCGCUCCACCAAGGUGACUUUAAGCUGUGGUGGCCACUCUGAAUUAAUUGAGGUGACGGAACCUGAGAAAUGCAGGUACCUGGCGAAAUUCAAGACACCACUUGUUUGUGGAAUUAAUGCAAUGGUUGUGUAUCCAAGGCUACCUGAAUCUCUCCAGAGACAGUGGGAUGAGGUGGAACAAAACCGACUGGAUGGUUAUCUCACUGAAAAGGGUUUUGAAAAACAGUUGCAGAGGAUAUUUGUUCAAGCUGGAUUUUACCUCUCUCCAGAUAUAAAAAAAUCAUUACUUUACAAUGUAACAGGAAGAGCAGAUGAGAGCUGUAAGGCUGCAUUAGAUGCAGCUCUCUCUCGUGUCAGUGAGCUUGAAGAGGAGCUCAGACUUAAAGAAGAUAUUAUUAAAGAAUUAGAAGAAAAUAAAAAAAGGACAUAAUUUUUGCUUUUGCAUAAACAUGUACUACAUGUAAGACUAAGAUCCGUGCAGUCACAACUAUACUUCUGUUGAAAAACGUCACCUUAUUUGAGAUGGGAACCAGUCAUAAUAUGAAUUUUUUCCCCAUACUUGUCUCCAUUCCUUUAGUUAUAUAAGGUGUUUUCAGUUGCGUUGCCGCAAAGCCAAACGUGUUUGAGUUCACGCUGAACAGGACAGUACUGAGGACACCGUCAGUGCUGCCAUGUCACUGUGAUCUCAAUCCCUGGGAGAAGUCAUCGUACACAUCAGUCGCCUGAGCUAGUGCUGUAGUCAAAACAUAAACACGGCAGCAUGCUGGAAGAGUUUGGAGAUUUAUUCCUUUAUGGGGAGUAUUAUAGGUCACCAGUGCUUCAUCAUUUGUACACACUGAAGGCUGAGCAACCCAAUACCCCUCAAAAACAGUAGGUCUUCAGUCCUUGGAAGAUGUACAGUGAUUUGAUCUAUGUGGACUUGUUUUAAAGGUGUUCUGUUGUAGAUGUAUGGCUGUGGUUUUCUGAUGCCUAUAUAAUUGAAUUACAUAAAUAUUUAGCAGAUAAUUCAUUACUUUGUGAUAUAAGGAUUUGCAGCAAUAUUAUAAUUUUAUUCACCCAAUAACAGAAAAGUAACUCCACUAUUAUAUCGAAGUCACGACCAGAAGCAUGGAAUCGAACAACACCCACAACAAGGAUGGAUGGAUGCGACAUGUCACUAGCUACCACCAGCUCAUUAAUUUGUUUCAUCACGGUGUGUGUUUGAUUCUGGUUCUCUCCAGUGUGCUGCACAAUAGGUAAACUUAAAUCUUCAUCUAUAGUAUCCACUUCCAUGUCCUAAAACAUGACUUACUAUUCAGUCUUAUUUGAAAUGUAACUCCUUGUUGAUUUCAUUUCCUGAGGUUGAUGGGGGUUGCUCCACACUAAUUGGCUGAAAAGUGUUUGGCAAACGAGGUCAAACACAAUGGAAAGGUGAUUACGAGCAUUUGCCAAAACUGGCCUCUGUUUGAUUAUGAUUCCGUUUUUCCCCAGCCGCACCUUUACUGAAAAGGCCUAUAUUUCCAUGUCAGUUACACCUCAAAGUUGUUAUGAUAAUCCAAAUAGGCUUUUUUAAAUCAGUCAUAAUAGAUCAAUCAAAUGAACCUGAAUGGGAUUGCCUGGAAGACAGAUGCUUCCUAUUCCUUUCAAAUUCUCCACCACUGAUGGCACCAGCACAUUUCACUACAGUGUAUUGUUAUAAAAUAAAACUAGAUAAACUCCUCAA